This is a messenger RNA of Acanthochromis polyacanthus (spiny chromis), 1519 nucleotides long. It is a transcript of the gene bub3, whose product is annotated as BUB3 mitotic checkpoint protein. Lineage: Eukaryota; Metazoa; Chordata; Actinopteri; Pomacentridae. Gene Ontology annotation, molecular function: ubiquitin binding. Gene Ontology annotation, cellular component: bub1-bub3 complex; kinetochore; mitotic checkpoint complex. The transcript is spliced from 8 exons. Gene Ontology annotation, biological process: mitotic spindle assembly checkpoint signaling. The record is from RefSeq and is a predicted model, not a curated record. The coding region runs from base 170 to 1150 and encodes 326 amino acids.
UCCUGCGGAGCAUCAGCAGCACUUACAACGGAGCUAGCUUCUAACAGCCACCUGGCUUUGGAGCAUUUUCUACGUUAUAUAUUUGAUAUUUUAUAGCAAACCAAGGCAUUAUAUUUGGUCUCGUCAUAUAAGAGAAUCGUUUGCGUCUCGGCGACAUCAAAUUGAAACGAUGACUGGCUCAAAUGAGUACAAGCUGAACCAGGGACCAGAGGAUGGCAUCUCUGCUGUCAAGUUCAGCCCCAGCACAGCCCAAUUCCUCCUGGUUUCCUCCUGGGACUGCACCGUCCGUCUCUACGAUGUCGUAGGAAACACCAUGCGGAUGAAGUACCAACACACAGCUCCAGUUCUUGACUGUGCUUUUUAUGACCCAACACAUUCUUGGAGUGGAGGUUUAGAUGCACAGCUGAAAACUCAUGAUUUAAACACAGACCAAGAUACAAUAGUUGGAACACAUGAUGCCCCCAUUCGUUGUGUGGAGUACUGCCCAGAAGUUAAUGUCAUGGUAACGGGAAGCUGGGACAGAUCGGUUCGUCUGUGGGACCCACGGACACCCUGCAACGCCGGCACCUUUACUCAGCCUGAAAAGGUGUAUACCCUCUCUGUGGCUGGAGACAGGCUGAUCGUUGGCACAGCCGGAAGACGAGUCCUGGUGUGGGAUUUGAGGAACAUGGGCUAUGUACAGCAAAGGAGAGAGUCCAGUCUCAAGUAUCAAACUCGCUGCAUUAGAGCCUUCCCCAACAAGCAGGGCUACGUUUUGAGUUCAAUCGAGGGACGUGUAGCUGUGGAGUACCUGGACCCAAGCCAGGAGGUUCAGAAGAAGAAGUAUGCCUUCAAGUGCCACAGGCUGAAGGAGGAUGGAAUUGAGCAGGUUUACCCUGUCAAUGCCAUCUCAUUUCACAGUGUUCAUAACACCUUUGCCACAGGUGGCUCAGAUGGAUUUGUGAACAUCUGGGAUCCAUUCAACAAGAAGCGCCUGUGUCAGUUCCACCGGUACCCGACCAGCAUUGCAUCGCUGGCCUUCAAUAAUGACGGCACCAUGCUUGCAAUCGCCUCCUCCUACAUGCAUGAGAAAGGAGACAUCAGCCAUCCAGAGGACGCCAUCUUCAUCCGCCAAGUCACAGAUGCUGAGACAAAGCCCAAGUCAACCUAAGUGCAGCGUGGAAUUGUUCCUUCUGCGUAUGAAGCCUUUAUCACAUUGGGUUUAUCUGCUGGCAUCCAGUGUACCAUAACUAUACUGCUUCCUGUCAUUUCUUUCCAUUCCAAUACACCAGUUUUUCUUUGUAAGUAAUGUCUCUUUUCUUUUCUGGCUCAUGUUAAGUAUUUCAUUGUUUCAAACAUUGUCGUCUUGUUCUUUCUUGACUAAAACUGAUUUAUAUAUUUGACUUUUUUUUUUUCUCUUCCUUGGUCAUUUUUGGUGUCGCAUUUUAACACGACAUUGUUGGGUCAGACUUUUAAUAUUGACAGAUGACUGUGUUUGAUACUGGCAGUGGAAUAAAACGUUUACAAACAUCACAAAGUC